Molecule: messenger RNA, 910 nt
Organism: Amoebophrya sp. A120
Lineage: Eukaryota; Dinophyceae; Syndiniales; Amoebophryaceae
Source: the annotation of a GenBank genome assembly
UUGCGAUCGAGGCGUUGUUAGACGGGAGCGGUGCUGAUCGCCAGCCGUACCAGAACCGCAAUUGGCAAAUCCGCAGGCGGAACGAGAGGCUGGGACAGCACGGCAGUAUCGAACGUCUUCCCGAUGUCGCCGAGUUUCCGUCCGGCAGUGGGACAACGAACUCGGAAAUUCUGCAGAUUCGCCGUGGCUACUACGACACCGCACGCGCGAGUGUGCAAGACACGCAGCAGCUAUUGCAACAAACAGCGAACUUAUUCGAGCAGAUUGAGGAGCACUCGUCGAAGUCCGACUUCGAGAAAGCUGUUGUGCAACGGGGGGAAAAAGCGCUCCAAUUCUUGGAUCAAGCGGCGGUCGCCUACUUCACGCAGCGGCAGGGUGGGUAUCCUGUGAAAAAGCAUCGUAUUCGUAUUAGUAGUAAUUGCAUUACAAGUUCGCUCAGCAUGACAAAUGGAAUUUGUCAUGCUGUUUUACCUUUGGAUGGAGAUUUGUAAUGCAUAGUUGCAAUUACUACGAGUACGAUACUUUUGCAAGGCAUAGCGGGCCGGAUACGGCAAUGAAGGCGGAGCCGUUGAACCCCCUGCGCCGGAAGAAACUGGGGUUGCCAAGCAUGGUAUGCAUUGCAAAUAUGUCUGGGUCUGGAAGAAUUGGGAACUUGUGAUGCAAACUCUGGAACACACAAAAAUUUGUGUUGCAUGAGCGUCAAACGCUGGCCAUUUUUUGGUACGCAAGUAGGAAGGUUCUCAUGCGGGACAGGCAUCAAGAGCAGGCGUGCUCAAAACCUGUGAUGCUUUUGCCUCCAUCAGAAACCAUUUGCCUGAUCCGAAACAUGCAUAACAAACAAGUGCAUUCUUCCUGAGGACCACCCAGACAUAUUUGCAAUGGAUACAUGGAAUCCGAGGACGAUGAUGAC